AUGUCUUCACCAAAGACGGUCCGUUGGGGUAUCCUGGCGACAGGAGGUAUCGCCCUCACCUUUACCAGGGAUUUGCUCUGCGAUCCCACGACUCGCGGCGUGAACCAUCUCAAGCACACGGUUGUUGCCGCCGCGUCGUCGACGUCGGAAUCGCGCGCCAAAGACUUUCUCAAGGAGGUCGGAGCGCCGUCGGACGCAAAGGCAUACGGAUCGUAUGAGGAGUUUGUCAAGAACCCAGACAUUGACGUUGUGUACAUUGCCACGCCGCACUCGCACCACUACCAGAAUGCCAUGCUGUGCUUGGAGGCGGGCAAGAAUGUGCUGUGCGAAAAGGCCUUUACCGUCAAUGCUGCCCAGGCACGGAAGCUUGCCGAGGUUGCCAGGUCAAAGAACCUGUUCCUGAUGGAGGCGGUAUGGACUCGCUACUUUCCUCUGUCGAUAUACGUGCGUGAGCAAAUCACUGCUGGACGCAUCGGACCCGUCACGCGCGUCCUCUCCGACAACAGCAUGGCGCUCGACCCCGAGAAGAACUUUGCCGAUGGCAAGAACCGUAUGGUCAACCCAGACCUGGCUGGUGGCGCCCUGCUUGAUCUCGGCAUCUACGCUCUGACCUGGGUCUACCAGACCAUAUACCACACACAGCCUGAGAAGACACGCCAGGCGCCCCAGCUGCAGGCCUUUGUCAAGAACUACGAGCCGACCGGAAUGGCUGAUGAGCACAGCACCGUGAUUCUACGAUUCCCGCGCUCAAAGGAAGAAGGCGGUGAGGCUCAUGCUGUAGCCACAACGUCUAUUCGCGUGGCUACGUCAUAUGGGGGAAACAUGGACGCACCGUUUGUUCGUAUCCAAGGACCAUUGGGCGAGAUCCAAGUGUUUGGGGCGUCGUUCCGGCCUCUCUCGACCAAGAUUAUUACCAAGGACGGCAAGGUCGAGUCCAAGGAAUUUCCCAUCCCAGGCCCAGGUAAGGGAAGCGGCUGGUACAACGGCUUUGGUGGCUCACUACAAUCAGAAGGAGAGGGUCAGGGCAUGUUCUGGGAGGCGGAUGAGGCAGCUGAUGCCAUCAUCAACGGCCGGAAGGAGGGCAGGUUCCUGGGCCUGGAUGAGAGCGUCUUGAUCAUGGAGGCUAUGGAUGAGGUAAGGAAACAGGGGGGGCUGGUAUACCCUGACAAGAUUGAGACAUUGGACUACCCUACGCAAUUGUAA
Bipolaris maydis ATCC 48331 is the source of this 1203-nucleotide messenger RNA. RefSeq lists its product as uncharacterized. The record is from RefSeq and is a predicted model, not a curated record. Gene Ontology annotation, molecular function: nucleotide binding. Lineage: Eukaryota; Fungi; Ascomycota; Dothideomycetes; Pleosporales; Pleosporaceae.